GUUAGACAGUGUUUAUAUCACUCGGCGUGAUAUGUGUGAUCAGUGUGUCAUCACAAACAAACUGGGAUCAAAUUGCCUAUGGAUAUUGCCCAGCAAAGAUUUUUUACUGUUGCUUCUUAAGAAAAUAUGUGACAAAUACGAGAAGUCUCUGGAUGCGAAAAAGUUAUUACCAGCAAAGGUAUAAAUAUAACUGGCACAAGUCAGAGCAGCAAGUCGGACUGGAAUCUAAAGACAAUAUUGGUCUGGCACUUGCCAAUCGUAUUGACUAUUUCAACCCCCCCCCCCCACACACACACACACACACAUUGCACAGCACUUUGUAAUAAUGACUUAAUGAGUUAAUGACAAAGUGACUUGGGGUGGAUUUUGGUUUAAAUGUGUGAAGUACCCGAGUCAUGGUAAUUGGACAUGUAGGAUAUACAUGUGUUCACUAUUCAUGUAUCCACUUUUUGCUUUCAUUAAGGUUUGUGGGUUGCAACCAAAUUCGGUUCCUCCAGUAUGGGUGUUGAACAAGCACACUCAUUUGACUUUGACAGAUGGUGAUAUUCGAUACCUGUCUGCAGACCAGUCAUAUGUGUUAAAUGGUGAUGGUUUUCCAAGUUACACAUAUAGCGAUAUGAUGAAAGGUUAUCCAUUUUGGGUAGAAAAAACUUGUGUUGCUUACAUGGCCAUAUAAUAUCAAGGUUGUCACAAUUCCUUGACUACAGGACUAAGUUCUUAGAGGCAGUAAUUGUAUAUUUAUCGUUGACCUACACAGUUAAAGUAGAUUGAAAUUUCAAUCUCUUAAGCACCAUUUUCUGUAUUUUGGAUUGCAAAAUGUAGACUUUUGUCUGGCAAAAUAUAACUUUUUCCAAUUUGAUGGCUAUAGCCCCCUUCCUAUACCCUCGGUAUAACAUUCAUGACCCAUCACUAGUAUUUGAAUGCGCAAUGUCAGUAACACAAUGCAUGUUGUCUCAAAUACUUUAUUGUUUGGUAUGUUUUACUUUUAGGAAUGUUAGACCAAGGUCAAAUGUUGAAAUCGCUAAUACAGCAACUGGUCUCUUUCAUUGAUGAUGAUAUUAAUGUAGCUUUGUUGGUUGUUGGGGGAACUGUGAUGUCCUUUCACUAUGAUCUGCUGCACUCGUUAAUCGGAGGUGUGCCAAUAACAAUGGCCAUAGGAGAUCCAGUUUCGGGAAAAUCUACCACUGUAGAAGCCAUGUUGGCUCUUUUUGAUGAACGUGAAUCUGUAGGAGGUUGGUGGAUUAAACCAAACUUAUUUAGAAACAUCUCAAAAUAAUUCUAUUUUGCAAACUCUGCUUGUAUAUAACCAUAUACUACUUUUAUCCAACAUCAGCUGGAACAGGAGCAAAAUUAUUGGAAACUUUAGUGGAUAGAACAAUCCCAAUUUGGUGGGAUGACAUCGACAAUCCACCUGUUCUAGAAAAUUUGACGGUUUUAGUUUUCAAUAAAGUAUGUAUUUGAGUAUAGUAUUUCCUGAAUAUCAAAAGAAUUUUCUUAACACAGUUGUUCUAUGUGAUUGAUUGCAUUUUGAUUUUUUAGUCAAAACAAGUUACACUUGGAUGUGAAAGGGUUGGCAGCACUUUGCCAAUAAUUUCAAUAAAUCAAACCAAAUUAUGGGGUGGUUUCUUGAGAUUAAAGUGGAAAGCAGAAGGUUUUAACAGGUAAAUUGGUCUAUUUAGUUUUGAGAAAGUUAUCUAGAUCUCCCCCAAUGACAGUCAUAGCGAUAAACGAGUUCACCUAAUUUAAAGUAAACCCCGUUUUACAAUAUUCACAAGAACCAUUCCCCUGCCAUUUCGAAUGAAAGCCUCAAAUGUUUCUUUGAGUGAAAGACUUGACAGUCGUUCAGUGAUGGGAAGACUACUAAAGGAGCUGCCAAGAAGCAUUUCAGUCAUUAAAUUACACAAUGACUUCACCAACAUGUCAAAAGACAAGCUAUUCGCCACAAUUGAAGAAAUACUUGUCAUCUACAAUUUGCCAGAUCCACGUUCGCAGAUGAACAUUGCGUAG
This is a messenger RNA of Paramuricea clavata, 2007 nucleotides long. Lineage: Eukaryota; Metazoa; Cnidaria; Anthozoa; Malacalcyonacea; Plexauridae. The record is from the annotation of a GenBank genome assembly.